CGUCGCAAACCAUGGCGACUCUAACACCCACAUUACGGCCACUGGGCUGCUGGAAGUCAAUACUGCGGCAUUCAAGACAGCAGAAAGUCGCUGCGAGAUCAUUGACGACAUACCGCAAGCCGGCGCCGUCACUUUCAAAGCGACCUUCACCACCUGCAAGUCAGGCGCCUACAAGCCAUGUCAACAGGAAGCUCAAAAUCGUUCCGCCGCCAGUAUCGCUUGCAAACACAUGCAAAGAACCCUUAAAGGCAUUCACAGAAGACCAAAUAGCCAUCCUCGACCCAACUGGCGCUCGCAGUCACCUCUUCUCCCGGACGAACACCGAAGCCGCCAAAGUUGGGGAUAUCCUCCUCGUGCGACUAAAGACAGGUGAUCCUUUCGCAGGCGUAUGCAUCAACAUCCGCCGACGGGGCGUCGAUUCAGCCAUUCUUCUUCGAAAUGAGCUGACGAGGGUUGGCGUGGAGAUGUGGUAUAAGAUCUACAGUCCGAAUGUAGAGGGUAUUGAGGUGGUGCAGAGGAGAGAGAAGAGGGCGAGAAGAGCGAGAUUGACAUACAUGCGGAAGCCCAAGCACGACAUGGGCAGUGUACAGAAUAUUGUGCUGGCUUAUCAACGAUCGAGAGGCGCACGCAAGGGGUCAGGCUUGGAUCAGCAGAAAAAGGGCGGUGCAAAGAAGAAGGGCAAGGGAAGGAAGUAGGUGUAUUAUAUGUGUUACAUAUCCGGCGCUUGGGAAAGAUGGAGGCAAGAGUUGUACAUCACUGUUUCCACAAUGUAUGAGUCGCGUAAGAAGCUCUCUUAGGUGAUUGAACGGCCUUCACAUGUGUUCAUGCCAGGGUGUAUUUUCAAGAUGAUUUAAUUAGUCUUCAUCCUAUGUAAGGUAGAGAGCCCAGCUGGUCAGUAAAGGACGGAAAGCACUUCGGUGAGUGUUAACUGCCGUCCAGUCAGUGUCUCCUCAAGCUUCAGACGAGGUGAUAUAAUGAGGUCAUCUGCCAUUGAAGCAGGACUCUACUUAUUAUGCAAGUCUGGCGUCCAUAUCGACUUUGGGGUGCGGAGGGUGGCUUCCUGGAUUUGAUCAGCUUAUCGGAUCCAUAGUCCAGAGACUCCAGCUCUUGAACUUUUUGAUUAUAUACCUUGAAUUGCCCAUCGGACAUCUGAGCAAAAACCUUGGAUUGAGAGCAAAGGGUGGCACAAUCGAUUUCGAAGAUCGUUUCCUAGCUGCAAAUUGUUGAUUCUGCAUAUUUACCGGACUCGAAGAGUCUGUUUCACCCAAGCCAUAAUC
Molecule: messenger RNA, 1277 nt
Organism: Cadophora gregata
Lineage: Eukaryota; Fungi; Ascomycota; Leotiomycetes; Helotiales; Ploettnerulaceae
Exons: 2
Coding region: 12-695 (227 amino acids)
Biological process (GO): translation
Cellular component (GO): ribosome; mitochondrial large ribosomal subunit
Molecular function (GO): structural constituent of ribosome
Source: RefSeq, a predicted model, not a curated record